UAGUACGCGUAAACGUGACGUGUACACAUCGAACAGAACCGAACCGGCGAAUAUGGCAGACCAAAAAGGGAGCAGCCCACCUCCAUUGUUGUUAUGUUCGACUAAUGAUAGCAUCACACCCGGGAUUUUUCGACCCGUUCCCGCAACAGCAUCUUUGUUUCCUACAGAGGAAGAUGGCGAGGCAGAUAGUUUCUUGGGACAAAAUGAUCCUCCUGACCUACAUGUAGGGGCUCCCCCUCCACCCUCUAACCAACAAGCCGCACCCUCGACAUUCUCAUACUUCCAGCAGCAGCAGCAGCUGUCCGGUCCUCCCCAGUCAGACCCGUUUGCGGGGAUAUCCUCCCAGGGUCCGUCCCCCUUUCCCUCCCCUCAACCCCCGUCGUUAGCAGGCCCAGCAACUAUCCCAACGUAUGCACCAAACAACCAGUUUGCUUCACCCCCCUCGCUCCAGGCAGGGCCGCCCCCACCCCAAGCGGUGCCGUUCACAUCGCCACAAAACGUACCCCUUCAGCCUCGCGCAGUACACUUUCAAGAUGAGCCAUCUGCAGGGCCACCACCACCAACUACUGGUUAUUCUCCAAGUGCUCCUCCACCUACUGGUGCUCCUCCCUCUGGACAAGCUGCUCCAAAAUUUGGUAUCAAGGGGUACCAACACAGGCCCAUGCCAUACCCCACAGGGGGUGUCACACCAGCAAGUGGACCCUUACCACCAGGCAUCUUAGCACCUCCUCCAAAAGUACAACAGUAUGAUGCGAGCAGACCUCCACCCACAGCAGCUGAGGUCCAGCAGCAGACGCAACCAGCCCCUGGUGAAUCCCCAAGACCUGGGGGUGCCUACCAGUCCAUCCAGCCCCAUUGGUUCUACUGCAAGGAGAUGGAGAAGAGGAGCGUCUGGGUGCCAUUCAGCAUUAUCGAUUCGAUCAAGCUGGAGGAGGCCAUGCUCAGAGCACAAACUUCAUCGGAGAGCAACAUUAUCAUCUCCACCAAUGGAGGGCGCUAUGACGUGAGUCUGUCAGAGAGAUUGCGCUUUGCCAUCUAUUGGGACGAGCAGCCUUCCCCAGUGAGGAGAUGCACAUGGUUUUAUAAGAGCGACAGUGAGAAUCGAUUCAUUCCUUAUGAGGAGCAAAUGGCGAACAUGCUGGAGGAAGAAUACCGUACUGCAUCCAUGCAGAACCAGUGGCACCGGAGACUGGAACUCUCCGACGGUGAGACCAUCAUCAUGCACAACCCCAACGUCAUCGUCCACUUUCGACCCUCCACCAGACCCGACGAGUGGGGGGCGUCGCCGGAUACUCAGAUGAGACCUAGGGUGGUCAAGAGAGGUGUCGAUGAUAUCGACAGCAUCCAACAAGGAGAACCAAGUCAAGUGGACCACCUUGUCUUUGUGAUCCAUGGAAUAGGACCCGUGUGUGAUUUGAGAUUUAGAACCAUUACAGAAUGUGUUGAUGACUUCAGGUCAUUGUCUCUGGGUCUGAUGAGCAGCCACUUCAAGCAGGCCCAGGAUGAAGGCAGGGCGGGGCGUGUGGAGUUCCUACCGGUCUACUGGUAUGCAGCUCUCCAUGGGGACGCCACAGGAGUCGACAGGCGACUAAAGCGCAUCACUCUGCCCAGCAUCAACCGUUUACGGAACUUCACCAAUGAGACACUUCUAGACAUUCUCUUCUACACCAGUCCUAUCUACGCCCAGCAGAUUGCCGAGGUGGUGUGCUCGGAGAUCAACAAAUUGUAUGCCAAAUUUCAAGAGAGAAACCCAGAUUUCUGUGGCCAGGCGUCCCUUAUUGGACAUAGUUUAGGUUCCCUCAUUGCUUUCGACCUUCUCAAGCACCAGGGGGACGGCGACGAGGCGGAGUCCGAAGAGAACCUCAUCAAAUCGGAAGUCUUCAGGGACAAGCCCCCGACUCCAGCCCCAUCUGCGGAAUCUCUUACACCCUCCAGCAGCAAUGCAUCUCUACUGAGUGGGGCUGCACUGGACGAUGGGCCUGCUGUGAUAUCUCUGGAAGAGUCCCUGGAAUCUAUGGGCCUACUGGACCUGCUACCCAAGUUCGAGGAGGAACGAAUCGACAUGGAGAGUCUGCUCAUGUGCAGUGAUGCGGAUCUGAAAGAGAUGGGGAUUCCCCUCGGCCCCAGGAAGAAGCUAGGGGGCUUCCUGCGAGAUCAGGCAACGAAAGAGGCAAAGCGGAAGGAAGGAAGGAUGCAACAGGAGCAGACGAGGGCUGAACAGAAGGCUGUGGAGGAGGAGAGACAGAGACGGGAAGAGCUGAAUGCUUCAACAGCAGUACAACCAUCCAGGGACGGUCUUCAUCCUGCAAUGUCUGUCCAUGUCGACUAUGAACCAGGGCUAGAGGGUGUUGGGCAGCCAUUUGUCAACUAUCCGCAGCUAGACUUCAACCCAGCCUGUUUCUUUGCCUUGGGUUCUCCCAUUGGUAUGUUCCUCACAACUAGAGGUGUAGGAAGAGUGGGCGAGAACUAUCGACUACCGACCUGCCCUUUCAUGUUCAACGUGUUCCACCCUCUUGACCCUGUGGCAUACCGUAUUGAGCCCCUGAUCCACCCAACCCUAACAGAUAUCAAGCCAGUUCUUAUGCCUCAUCACAAAGGAAGAAAACGCCUUCAUCUAGAACUUCGAGAGAGCCUGUCCCACUUUGGCUCCGACCUCAAGCGUAGCCUGCUUGAGUCGAUGAAGAAGACGUGGGCCACCCUGCAUCAGUUUGCCCUGGCUCAUCGGACGGAAGAAGAAAACGAAGAAAAUGAAGAUCCCAAUAGUGUCACGGACGAGCAGAUGGAAGCGGUUGCCGAGCAACUGAGUAAACAGCAGCAAGCCAAUCAGCAAGCAGAAGCGGAUGGACAGUCGAGAGAUCAAGAAGAGAACCUACGACUUGGCCAGUUGAACGGAGGAAAGCGAAUUGACUAUGUCCUGCAAGAGGCUCCCCUAGAAAGCUUCAAUGAAUAUCUCUUUGCUAUGAGCAGUCAUGCAUGUUAUUGGGAAUCUGAGGACACAGUCUUGUUGGUGCUAAAGGAGGUCUACGGAGUCCUAGGAAUCUACCCUCAAAUAUCUGGACCAAGAUCAGACUCAGCACCUAGUACUCCUCUCAGAUACUAAGUCUGGUCUUAGACCAGUUUGGAAUAGUAUCAAGCAAUGUAGACCACUUCCAGUACCUAUUCCUGGUCCUGCUCUUAAUCUGUCAGUACCCAGGAAUGAUUGCAUGUCAAGUUGGUACUGUUUCGUGUCUGUUCUUUUUUAUGUUUGAACUCAUUGUUCCAAGCUCAGAACAUUAUUAAGCCAUAUAGAUGAUGUUUAGGUCUGUACAUGUGCCUGUUCGUGCUCUUGUCAUGACAUUUGAUCAGAGUUGAGAAUAUAACCAUACAAGCUUCUAGUUCUUUUGUUCUGGUUCUAAAGUCACUUAUCCAUAUGAGGGAUAAUGUCAUGCCAUGUAGACAGCUUUCUAGUACAGUCAAACCUGUCUAUAGCGACCACCCAAGGGAAACACAAAAAGUGGCCUUUGUAGACAGGUUCCUUUAG
This is a messenger RNA of Strongylocentrotus purpuratus (purple sea urchin), 3520 nucleotides long. RefSeq names its product phospholipase DDHD2 (gene sec23ip). Gene Ontology annotation, molecular function: protein binding; metal ion binding. Lineage: Eukaryota; Metazoa; Echinodermata; Echinoidea; Camarodonta; Strongylocentrotidae. Gene Ontology annotation, cellular component: COPII-coated ER to Golgi transport vesicle. The record is from RefSeq and is a predicted model, not a curated record. Bases 53 to 3100 code for a protein of 1015 amino acids. The transcript is spliced from 17 exons.